Molecule: messenger RNA, 948 nt
Organism: Aspergillus melleus
Lineage: Eukaryota; Fungi; Ascomycota; Eurotiomycetes; Eurotiales; Aspergillaceae
Gene: YHM2
Product: putative mitochondrial DNA replication protein (Yhm2)
Exons: 6
Coding region: 1-948 (315 amino acids)
Biological process (GO): mitochondrial citrate transmembrane transport; alpha-ketoglutarate transport
Cellular component (GO): mitochondrion
Molecular function (GO): tricarboxylate secondary active transmembrane transporter activity
Source: RefSeq, a predicted model, not a curated record
AUGUCUACUACUACUGCCGGAACGGCCUCUACUGGCCCCACGCUCGAGAAGAAGCCCGUGAAGUUCAGCAACUUGUUGCUGGGCGCUGGGCUUAACAUGUUCGAGGUCACUUCUUUGGGACAGCCGCUGGAAGUGAUCAAGACAACCAUGGCCGCGAAUCGGGGCGACAGCUUCGCCGGCGCUAUGGGUCGGAUAUGGGGUCGUGGCGGGAUCCUCGGUUAUUAUCAAGGACUCAUUCCGUGGGCCUGGAUUGAGGCCUCCACCAAAGGCGCUGUCCUUCUCUUCGUUGCCUCCGAGGCGGAGUUCCGUGCCAAGGUUCUCGGUGCCCCCGACUUCCUCGCUGGUAUCACUGGUGGUAUGACCGGUGGUAUUGCCCAGGCGUACGCGACCAUGGGCUUCUGUACCUGUAUGAAGACCGUCGAAAUCACCAAGCACAAGAUGGCCGCCCAGGGUGUAAAACCCCCGAGCACUUUCGCGACCUUUGCGGACAUCUACCGCAAAGAGGGUAUCCGAGGCAUUAACCGUGGUGUCAAUGCGGUCGCCAUCCGUCAGACCACCAACUGGGGAUCCCGAUUCGGUCUUUCCCGUUUGGCGGAGUCGGCCAUCCGUAAGGUCACGAACAAGACCGAGGGAGAGAAGUUGGGUGCUUUUGAAAAGAUCCUGGCCUCCGGCCUAGGCGGUGGUCUCUCCGCCUGGAACCAGCCCAUUGAAGUCAUCCGCGUCGAGAUGCAGAGUAAGACCGAGGAUCCUAACCGGCCCAAGAACCUCACCGUGGGCAAGACCUUCAAGUACAUCUACGACACGAACGGCAUCAAGGGGCUGUACCGUGGCGUCGCCCCUCGUGUGGGAUUGGGCAUCUGGCAGACUGUUUGCAUGGUGGCGCUGGGUGACAUGGCCAAGGAAGCCGUCGAAAAACUGACCGGCGACCAAGUCACCGCGAAGCACUAG